This is a messenger RNA of Ziziphus jujuba (common jujube), 2398 nucleotides long. RefSeq lists its product as uncharacterized. The transcript has 2 exons. Gene Ontology annotation, molecular function: protein binding. Bases 291 to 2270 code for a protein of 659 amino acids. NCBI's taxonomy places the organism in Eukaryota, Viridiplantae, Streptophyta, Magnoliopsida, Rosales, Rhamnaceae. The record is from RefSeq and is a predicted model, not a curated record.
UGAAAUUAAUUAUGCAACAAAUUAAGUAAAAUCCAUUUUUAAGUACUGAGAGAUGAGGACAAACCGUACGUGGAGGACCAAUUCAAAAUAAUUUGAAAAGCUAAAAUGAUUUUAAAUAUUACAUAUGCGCCGGCUGCUAGCUAGGUGUCACUACAAGACUCUGCUACUCCACUUGCUUUUCCCACUCCCCUUUUCCCCCACUAAAAAUUUUCCGUAUGCUGUGACCUUAACCUAACCAAAUCCAGAACCAGAACCAGAACCCUAACCGCAACCUUUUCUUUGGCUCAUCAAUGGAUUCCAUGAAGAAAAAGAAGAAGGAAAAGACCCCCACAGCAACUUGUAGCAUCCCCAGUACUGCUAAUACAAUGCAUAAUAUUUCUGAUACUUGUAUGGCUUCAUUUUGUUUCUUCUGUACAAUGAAAGAGCCUGAUUCUCUUCAAAGGCGAGCUGGUAUAGUAAACUGCUUUAAGCAAAUACCACUCAGAGAAGACCAUCAACACGUUCUUGUGCUCAGUGGUCUAUGGCACAUUGCCAUGACUCACCCCGAUGACCCGGAGUUCCCAUCUCUAGGCGUUUUUGAGUGCAUGGCAAGCUUAAUCAACAAAGGCAUCAAUAACAGAGAUUGGCUUCAAAGGGACCAAAACAUAUACAUCCCUUAUUACGCUGCUCAUGUGAUCGGUUCUUACACCAUGAACAAGGUUGAGUUCGCCGAAAAAGCCGUAAAAGCAGGAGUUAUUCCACCGUUGAUGGAGCUUCUUAGAGGAAAGCUUUGUUGGGUGGAACAAAGGGUAGCGGUACGAGCUCUCGGUCACUUAGCUAGCUAUGAAAGAACCUUUGAAGCCUUAGCUGAACACGAACAAGAGCUGGUGAGAUUAGCUAUGAAACUAGCUUCUACAUGUCUUGAUGUGGUUUAUGGUAAUUUUAUAGGGAUAAAGGAUAGGAAUAAGAGACCGAAAUACCAAAGCAAUUUGCUUACCAGAGGUGUUGGAGGAUUAGAAAUGGAGAACUGCAAGGCUGAAGAAUGGACUAGCCAACUACAGUGCUGGUCUCUCUAUUUCCUAAACUGUUUUGCCUACAAAGAGAGGUCUUUGAAUCUGAUUUGCAGGAAGGAAUUUUUGAAAGACUUGUGUGGGAUGUGGGGUGGACUAGUCAACGACACUUCACCUGCUGGUAUUGGACUUUUAAGAAUCUUGUGCUACAGUAAAUAUGGCAGAAAAAACGUUGCUGAAUCAAAAGAGGUUAUAGACAACCUUUGUAAUCUCUCGAGAUCUUCAGACGAUUGGCAGUACAUGGGCAUCGAUUGUCUGCUACUACUUCUCAAAGACCCAGAUACGAGGUACAAAGUUAUUGAAAUUGCUGUCUUCUUUCUUGUUGAUUUAGUCGAACUUAGAGACCUCGGAGAUAGACCAAACUUAGGUGAAACAAUCACCAAAGAACUACUUUUAUAUUAUAAGCAAAAUAAAUUGAAGCAUAAUAAAAGUAGCAAACUCGGAAAAGUGUUGAAAGAUAUAUGGGAUUUGAAGGUAGAGAGAAGGAAAAAAGAGAGGGUAUUAUCUGAAGAAAUACUUGAAGAGAAAAGGGUUUUGAUUUGUUCGAUAAAGCAACAAGCAAACCAAAAGUUCUGGUUAGGAGAAAUCGAAGAAGCUAUGAGGAAAUACUCUGAAGCAUUAAAUUUGUGCCCAUUGAGGUUAAGAAAAGAGAGAAUGGUGCUUUACAGUAAUAGAGCUCAAUGUCAAUUGCUGCUUAAAGAUCCAGAUUCAGCCAUUAGCGAUUCAACACGAGCUCUUUGCCUUUCGGAUCCAGCAAAUUCCCAUUUGAGAAGCCUCUGGAGAAGAUCACAGGCUUAUGACAUGAAAGGGUUGGCCAAAGAGAGUUUGAUGGAUUGCAUAAUGUUCAUCAAUGGUUGUAUUAAGUCGGAGGCGAAGCGUAUGAAGAUUCCAUAUUACGCAGCGCGUAUGAUCAGCAAACAGAUCGAUGCCACGUGGCUUUUCUCGGCUGCCCGGUCAAAGAUGACAAGAAGCUGUCAAGUGAAAGAAAUACUGCAAGAUGAAUCAUACGGCCGUGAGGAUCAGUAUGAGAUGAGUACUGGCAAUGACGGAAUGAUGAGAUAUAUGAUGGACAACAAAGGACUGUCUACCAUCAAAGAAGAAGGUUUGAUUGGAAAAGAAGGAAGUAGGAGAAAGCUGGAAAAAGGAAGAAGGAUAUCAAAGAGAGGUGUCAUGGCUGCUCCGUCAAUAAGUCUAAUAGGGUUACCACAUGUUAAAGGCUGAUAUACCUUGUGGGGGGGGUCUGAAUAUUAUAUGAUAGCAAAUGCUGAUCAUUAGAUGUUUAUUAUGAACUAUUUUAUGAGUUAAAAACUAUAAAUCAUUACAUGCUUUAUUUCCUUAAUCUACUAAGG